AUGUCAUUAAAUACAUCAACUACAAGAUCUAAUACUACAAAUACUUCAAAAAGAAAUCUUCAACCUUCUUCUCCAUCUCCUCCACCAUCACAUCCACAUCCACAUCCACAUCCACAACUGGUACUUGAUCUAAUAAAUCAUUAUCCUGAAUUACGCCUUCCAUCACAACAUUAUCCACACACACACACACAACAGCCACCUACUUCCCCACCACGUAUGAUGACCCCUGAUGAAUUUUCUUUUUCUUUUGGUUCAUGGCAUAAUAUUGAUAUACGUGUUCCUGAAAGUAUUUUAUCUUCAGAUGGUGAAGAAUUAGAUUUAGAUAGUAAUUUACCUCACAACAACAACAAUAAUAAUAAUAAUAAUAUUGGUGAUGCUUUAGUACUUGAAUCAGAAGAAGAAGAAGAAGAAGAAGAAGAAGAAGAAGAACCAGAGGAAGAAGAACCAGAGGAAGAAGAACCAGAUGAAGAUAAACUUAUUAUGCCAACAAUGACAAUGAAAUCACAAUAUAAACCAAAAAUAACUAUUCUAUCUAAUAAUAAUGCUAAUUCAUUUAUUAUUCAAUGUUUGGAAGGUAUUGCUGAUAUACAAUAUUCUAAUUUAGAUACUGCUCUUACAAAAAGAGAUCCUCAUCCUCAUACAAUGGCCAAAACUGCUACACCCACUAAUACCACAACUAAUACAGAUAUGGUAUUAAUGGUGAAUGAUGAUAUUGAUGAUAGUAAUAAAGAAAUUGAGAGACAAAUUUGGGAUAACGACAAGUUGAAUAAUGAUCAUGGAUAUUAUUCGUAUUCUUAUCAUGACCCAUUAGGGGUAAUAUUUAUUGAUAAUUGGAGUCUUUUAUUUGGAUUUUCAAUUGGAUUAGGUUUAGGUAUGGGUAUUGCCUUUGGUAUGGUAUCAAUGGUUGAAAAAUUGUUACCCCAAACAUCCUCAAUUAUUCCAGAUGUUAGUACUUCUUGUCCUGGUGGUGGUGGUGGUGGCGGUGGUGGUGACGGUGGUGAUUUCAAUAAAGAAAUGAAUUAUUUGACUAGUAUUAGUAAAAAAAUUGUUGAAUAUAUUAAAGGAGGCUGGGUAGUUGUUUUAAAAAUUUUUUCAUAA
This is a messenger RNA of Candida albicans SC5314, 1098 nucleotides long. RefSeq lists its product as uncharacterized. The record is from RefSeq and is a predicted model, not a curated record. Bases 1 to 1098 code for a protein of 365 amino acids. Lineage: Eukaryota; Fungi; Ascomycota; Pichiomycetes; Serinales; Debaryomycetaceae. The transcript has a single exon.